Molecule: messenger RNA, 750 nt
Organism: Sodiomyces alkalinus F11
Lineage: Eukaryota; Fungi; Ascomycota; Sordariomycetes; Glomerellales; Plectosphaerellaceae
Exons: 2
Coding region: 1-750 (249 amino acids)
Biological process (GO): Golgi vesicle transport
Cellular component (GO): membrane
Source: RefSeq, a predicted model, not a curated record
AUGAUGUCCUCCACUACUGAGGUGGAUCCCUUCCUCCAGGUCCAACAAGAUGUCCUCACCCAGCUCGACUCCACCCGGUCCCUCUUCACCUCCUACCUCCGCAUCCGCUCGCUCUCGACCAAAGCCUCGUCCCCAGAGCUAGUCGCCGCGCGCACCGACCUCGAAUCCGCGCUGGCCGCCCUCGCCGAAGACCUGAGCGACCUAAUCGAGUCGGUGCGCGCCGUCGAAGCCGACCCGACGCAGUUCGGGCUCGACGCGGCCGAAGUGACGCGCCGCGAGCGCCUCGUGCAGGAAGUAGGCGGCGAAGUCGAAGAUAUGCGCGACGAGCUCCACAAGACCCGGCAAGAAGCCAGCGCCGGGCCCGGGUCGGGGGACCUCCCGGAUCCGAAUUCGUUUAGCAUCCCCGACGGCGACGGCGACGGUGACGGUGACGGCGACUACGUGGCCGAGUUUGAACGGCAGCAGCAGACGGAGAUGAUGCGCGAGCAGGAUACGCACCUGGAUGGCGUGUUCCAGACGGUGGGGAACCUGCGACGCCAGGCGGGCGAUAUGGGGCGCGAGCUGGAGGAGCAGCGGGAGAUGCUGGAGGUGGUGGAUACGGUUGCGGACCGCGUCGGCGGACGGUUGCAGACUGGCAUGACCAAGCUGCAGUUUGUCAUUCGGCGGAAUGAGGAUAGGUUGAGCAGCUGCUGCAUUGCUGUCCUCAUCACGGUGCUCAUCAUCAUUCUGGUGUUGCUUCUGGUGUUGUAA